AUGUCGGAGGAGGCCGCCGCCAAGCUCGGUGUAGGCAAGAUCAGGCAGGUUAUCGGUGCCGUCGUUGACGUUCAGUUUGCCAACACCAAGGAGCUCCCAGCUAUCCUCAAUGCCUUGGAGGUUCAGGAUCACGACAUUCGCCUCGUUCUUGAGGUCGCCCAGCAUCUUGGUGAGAACACCGUGCGUACGAUUGCUAUGGACGCCACCGAAGGUCUCGUCCGUGGUCAGCCUGUCGUUGACACUGGAAACCCUAUUAUGGUUCCUGCUGGCCCCGAGCUUCUCGGCCGUAUCAUCAAUGUGAUCGGAGAGCCUGUUGAUGAGCGUGGUCCUAUCGUUGCCAAGACCGCUAAGUCUAUCCACGCAGACGCCCCUACCUUUGCGGAGCAGUCGACUGAGGCUGAGAUUCUUGUUACCGGCAUCAAGGUCGUCGACCUUCUUGCCCCAUAUGCCAAGGGAGGAAAGAUUGGCCUGUUCGGAGGAGCUGGUGUCGGCAAGACUGUGCUUAUCAUGGAGCUCAUCAACAACGUCGCUAAGGCUCACGGUGGUUACUCCGUGUUCGCCGGUGUUGGAGAACGCACCCGUGAAGGCAACGAUUUGUACCACGAGAUGAUUGAGUCUGGUGUGAUCAAGCUCGAUGGCCCCGGAUCCAAGGCCGCUCUCGUUUACGGACAGAUGAAUGAGCCGCCAGGUGCCAGAGCCCGUGUUGCUCUUACCGGUCUCGCUGUUGCGGAGUACUUCCGUGAUGAGGAGGGACAGGACGUGCUUCUUUUCAUUGACAACAUCUUCCGUUUCACUCAGGCCAACUCCGAGGUUUCUGCCUUGCUUGGACGUAUUCCAUCUGCUGUUGGUUACCAGCCCACUCUUGCUACGGAUUUGGGUGGAUUGCAGGAGCGUAUCACCACCAACCGCAAGGGUUCCAUCACCUCCGUUCAGGCUAUCUACGUUCCUGCUGACGAUUUGACCGAUCCUGCCCCUGCUACCACCUUCGCUCACUUGGACGCCACCACUGUGCUUUCCCGUUCCAUUGCUGAGUUGGGAAUUUAUCCCGCUGUGGAUCCUCUCGAUUCCACUUCUCGUAUGCUUGACCCGCGUAUCAUCGGAGAAGAUCAUUACACCAUUGCACGCCAGGUUCAGAAGACCCUCCAGGAUUACAAGAACUUGCAGGAUAUCAUUGCUAUUUUGGGAAUGGACGAGCUUAGUGAGGAUGACAAAUUGACAGUAGCCCGCGCUCGCAAGAUUCAGAAAUUCAUGUCUCAGCCCUUCCACGUUGCUGAGGUGUUCACGGGAACUCCAGGAAAGUUCGUUUCAUUGGAGGACAACAUUGCUGCGUUCAAGGGUCUGGUGUCUGGUCAGUACGAUGACCUUCCUGAGGCUGCGUUCUACAUGGUCGGAAACAUUCAGGAGGUUCAACAGAAAGCGGCAGAGUUGGCAGCAGCCAGCAACUAA
This is a messenger RNA of Guillardia theta CCMP2712, 1446 nucleotides long. RefSeq lists its product as hypothetical. Gene Ontology annotation, molecular function: ATP hydrolysis activity; proton-transporting ATP synthase activity, rotational mechanism; ATP binding. The transcript has a single exon. Gene Ontology annotation, biological process: proton motive force-driven mitochondrial ATP synthesis; proton transmembrane transport. Lineage: Eukaryota; Cryptophyceae; Pyrenomonadales; Geminigeraceae. The coding region runs from base 1 to 1446 and encodes 481 amino acids. The record is from RefSeq and is a predicted model, not a curated record.